UGAGUAGAUGGGGUCACAUUCGGCCCCCAAAAAAAUUCCGGGUCCUUUCUAAAUCAACAAUGUACCAUAUAUAAAGACACUUGAUACGUCUUCAGUUUUCACAAACAAAGCCAAUUCUCCUCCCGACGCGGAGGGUUUCCUAAUGUACUUCUCCUGCAGCUAUUACGUCUAGUUUUAGGUGUAGCCAAAUCUCUGUCCCUCGUGAUCAUUUCCCAUUAUACCCACCUGCAUUCACCCAACACACACAUUACAUGCAUAACACAUAUUGAGAGAGAGAGAGAGAGAGAGAGAGAGAGAGAGAGAGAGAGAGAGAGAGAGAGAUGGGGGUGAAGGAAUGGGGAGAGAGGUCACAGGGAGUAGCGCUAAUGCUGAUGGUGCAAGUGAUCGGAACAGGGCUCCAGCUGCUGUCUAAGGUUAUAUUGGGACAUGGGCAAUUCAUAUUCGCCCUCAUGGCAUACCGUCACGUGGUGGGUGCCUUGUGUGUUGCCCCCUUCGCUUUCUUCCUCGAAAGAGGAAAAGGAAAAGAGUUGAGCUGGUCUAUUGGGUUCUGGCUCUUUAUGAACGCAUUAACCGGGAUUUCAAUGGCUAUGGGAUUAUUCUAUUAUGGGUUGCGAGACACCACAGCUACCUACGCUACAAACUUCCUCAAUCUUAUUCCGAUCGUCACUUUUGUCUUCUCAAUUAUUGUCGGAAUGGAGAAGCUGAGACUGGGUACGAGGGCAGGGAAGGUGAAGACUAUGGGGGCAAUCCUGUGCGCCGCGGGAGCACUGACUAUUAGCCUGUACAAGGGUAAAUCGUUCUCCAUCGGACAUCAUAGUACUCACCAUAAAGAGAUCCGCCAUAACGUUCAGCACAACUGGACACGUGGCACUGUAUUUCUGGUGCUUAGUGUCCUCUCAUAUGCCACGUGGUUUAUGGUCCAGGUUAAGCUGUUUAAAUUAUUUCCCUAUAAGUAUUGGGCCACAAUGUUGACAUGCAUAAUAGCAUCAGUCCAAGGAGCGGUGGUAGGCCUCUGCAUUGAUACAAACAAGGGUUCAUGGGCUUUAGGAUGGAAUCUGCAACUGGUUACAAUAAUUUACUCGGGAAUGUUAGCUACAGCUGCGACAUUUUGCUUAAUUUCCUGGGCAGUUGCGAACCGAGGACCAACCUAUCCUUCCAUGUUCAACCCAUUGGCACUCAUUUUUGUGACCAUAACUGAAGCUCUGUUUCUUGGAGAACCGAUUACUGUGGGAAGCUUGAUUGGAAUGUCAUUGAUCAUUGCGGGCUUGUAUUCUUUCUUGUGGGGAAAGAGCAAGGAGUCAAAAAAUACGACACGGCCAAAAUUGGCAAUGAUUGAAGCUUCCGUGGUGGUUCCUGAUAAAUCUACAGCAUUGCAAACGUCAGCCGUAGUCAUGCCAACUGCUUCUCCCAGUACCACAACUGUCGCGGUGUUUGGCAAUGCAAAACCUAACGAGAAUGAAACGUUCGUUUAGAAUCUCACGGCUGAUCGAUCAGGUUCAUAAUUGUUCAGACCUCUAGUUUUGCUUUUGCUAGAGGCUUUGCGUACGUGCAUUAGUUAAGUUCUUGCGAUAAGGGUAGUUCCGGAAGUAAAGAAGUCGCAAUAUAAAGAUAAAUGUUGUUACUAGCUUGUUACAUAGUAUAUUUCCAUGAUUGUACGUGUCUAAUGAAUUGCGAUUUCGUUAUUUAGAUAAGACUCAUGUUCAUUAUUCA
This is a messenger RNA of Rhododendron vialii, 1710 nucleotides long. RefSeq names its product WAT1-related protein At5g64700-like. The transcript is spliced from 7 exons. Bases 321 to 1472 code for a protein of 383 amino acids. Gene Ontology annotation, cellular component: plasma membrane. The record is from RefSeq and is a predicted model, not a curated record. Gene Ontology annotation, molecular function: transmembrane transporter activity. NCBI's taxonomy places the organism in Eukaryota, Viridiplantae, Streptophyta, Magnoliopsida, Ericales, Ericaceae.